AUGACCCAGGGGCUGAUGCCGCUCGCGUUAUCAUCGAAGCUCCAGUUCACUGUUGCGGGGUCGGGAGCUGCUGAAGAGCUGGCUGCCACAGUGGAGCUAGAUGUCGUAGAGAUGACGGAAGCCUCGGUGGAACUGGCCGUGGUCGAGAUGAUGGGGUUUUCUGAGCUUGGCGUUGAAGAGGGCUCUUGUGUAGCCGAGGAGCUGGGUGUAGCCGAGGAGACAGGUGCUGUCGAGGACUCUUGCGUCGUAGAGGAGAUAGCAGUCUCCGAGCUCGGUGUUGUAGAGGGUUCUUGGGUCGCAGAGGAGCUCGGUGUCUCCGAAGACUCUGGUGUUGUUGAUGGCUCCGGUGUCACAGAGGAGCUGGGAGUUUGCGAAGAGAUUGGUGUGGUUUCCGAUGGCGUAGAGGACCCUGGCGUUUCCGAGAAACUGGGGGUCGUAAACGGGUCAGUAUAUGCGGAGGAGCUUGGUGUUGUCGGUGUCUCAAGAUCCAGAGACGAGCUGGGAGCCGCGGAGGAUUCAGGCGUGGGCGUGACAAGCGAGGAUGGAGGUCUGGUUUUGCAUCUUUUCUUCGCCUCCCCUGGUGUGAGGAUGCUCAAUACACCUAGGAAAUGGAGAAACGCCCGGGAAUGCAUAAUGAACUGA
Molecule: messenger RNA, 642 nt
Organism: Clonostachys solani
Lineage: Eukaryota; Fungi; Ascomycota; Sordariomycetes; Hypocreales; Bionectriaceae
Source: the annotation of a GenBank genome assembly